AUGGAUCUUGAGAGUCUUAAGAGGCAUUAUUGCAAAAGUCAAGUAAAUGGCACUAUUUCCAUAACCACUCGUAUUGUCCUUAACGAUACUCUGAAGUUCUCGCUGGAAGAGGGAGCGGGUGAACUCUAUUUAACUUUUAUACCCAAGCGUUGCACUCCGGAGAAGAUCGCGCAGGUGGCCAGCGAACUGGGUGAGAUCUACGCCCUGCGCUUUAAGAUCGAUUUCUCGGGCUAUAGUCGUGGAUACGCCUACCUGCAAUAUGUCAAUACGCCCCUCAAGGAAGCAGCGCUGAGAUAUCUGCCGAGGCGGUUCCGACAGAUGAACCUCCCCAUCAGGGUGAUGACAUCCGAGAAUAAUCGCGAGCUAGUGCUGAGCCGGGUGCAGUCGCUCAGGCCCUGGCAAGUUUACCAGGAGAUGCGAAAGAUAUUUCCCUUCACCAUCCUUCGGGUCUACGAGAGCCGACCCACUGGCCAGUUCAUCUAUAUCUUUCGGUACAGCAACAAUGACAAGGCUGCAAGUGCCCAUCGGAGGAUAAGAAAUACCAUCCGAAGGUUCGGGGCGCGUGCUCGCAUAUCCUGGUUAUGUCGAAGUCACUUCUUAAGUGGGGAGAAAAACGAGCAUUGCUGCCGAAAAUUCCAGGACAGUUUGCUAUUCGACGCAGCAAAGAGCAUGACAGAUGUGGAUGAUAUACGUGGGAAUGGUUAUAAGGAUGGGGAGGUGGUAUGCCCCAUCGUGGUAUGGAUGCGGAUGUGGUGA
This is a messenger RNA of Drosophila suzukii, 756 nucleotides long. It is a transcript of the gene tut, whose product is annotated as tumorous testis. Gene Ontology annotation, molecular function: RNA binding. Lineage: Eukaryota; Metazoa; Arthropoda; Insecta; Diptera; Drosophilidae. The record is from RefSeq and is a predicted model, not a curated record.